AUGGUGCUAAUUACCAUUUACAUCAAUAGAUCGCCCGCUUCCCAAGCUCAAAGAUACAUUGUACGGGACUGGAACAAUCUGAAUGAUGAUAACCGGCGUUCUUUACAAAGGGUUGUUGAACUCGAUGAUGAAGCCGAUCUUGGGUCGACUUUGCUCCUUGAUUGCAUUCUUUAUCGCCGCCACAUCAGUAUUGAUGAUGCAUUAAGCAUCGACGCUGCUUCAAUCAAUUUCCUCGACAACGAUGGCUGGAGUGCAUUACAUUGGGCUGCACUGAAGGCGGAUGCUGAAUUAAUGCAGAAGCUAAUAGAUUAUGGCGCUGAAGUGGACAUUCGAUCGCCCGUCGGCCGAACUGCACUGCAUAUCAUCGCAGAUCAUGGCGUUACACUAUGUGCCGACGUGCUACUCAAAGCUGGUGCUAAUAUCAACGCGCUUGAUCAUUGGGGAAAGACACCCUUAUUUCAAGCUGCCCAGUGCAAUGUCGCUGACCUGCUUGAUACCCUUUUAAACCAUGGAGCCAAUCCACGGCUGAGUGAAAAAUCAGGAGAUACCCCACUUCAUGCUAUCUCUUAUUCAAUUCGCAUUUCCGAUAUAUCAAAAGUGGACCGGCCUGUGGCUGCCUUAAUUCAUGCCGGGGCCGAUUUGAAUGCCCGUAACGAAAAGGGCAUGACCCCAGUGGCUAUGGCUGUUGAAUCCGGUAAAGCGGAUGUGUUUCUUGCGUUAUCACGACUUGGUGCGGAUUUAUCCUCUGUCAAUAAUGCUGGGCAGACAAUUCUUCACCUUGCCGCACUCUGUGGAGAUCUCAAGCUACUUGAGGUUAUGCGUCAAGUAAAGGUUUCCACCGUGGAUGUCAAUCAGCUUGACCAUUCCGACACAACAGCUGAACAGUAUUUUGAAAGACGGGUGCAUUCGGGAAUUUCGUACAAAGGCCAGGUAUCAAUUCUGACCGAAAAGGAAAUCUCGUCGUUCAAAGCUCUCUGCGAAGACAUGCUCGAAAUAUAUCGCACGCCUCUAGUGGUGACUACUUCUCUGUCACCUUUGAUAUCCGCGGAGGAUUCUCCAUCAGAAUUCUUCUUCGAUGCAAAAGAGUCCUUCUAG
This is a messenger RNA of Penicillium cataractarum, 1095 nucleotides long. RefSeq names its product ankyrin repeat domain-containing protein. Lineage: Eukaryota; Fungi; Ascomycota; Eurotiomycetes; Eurotiales; Aspergillaceae. The transcript has a single exon. The record is from RefSeq and is a predicted model, not a curated record. Gene Ontology annotation, molecular function: protein binding. The coding region runs from base 1 to 1095 and encodes 364 amino acids.